AUGCCACCAGCUUCUUCAGUUCCAAUGGAAAAAAGGUAUGAAAAUAUUCCACGUGAGAAAAAUAAAUGCGUGAGCCUUUGAAAAUGUGUUUUUGGCCUAAAAAUCGUCCUAUUUCUUUUGUUAACAACCUGAAUAAACGAUUGCGUUUUUUCAAAAAAACUUUUUUUGGAAACAGUUUUUCAAAGAAAAUGAAAUUUUCCUAUUUUCUAUAUGCAUUCUUCACCUCUUGGUUAUUCUUAUUCCUAUUGUUACCAGUUUUCUCGCAAGUCUCAACACAUAAAAGGUGAAUGUUUCUCAACGACACUCCGCCUGCUUCUUCUUUAGCAGCCGUUUUUUGUUUGAAAAAUGUUCGUUUUUUCUGCAUUGUUUGCUUUCCGGAGAGAAGCCAAAGAUGACAAUUUAUCAGUUUUUUAUUUGAUACGAAACCUUGAUUAUUUAUACAUUCUUUUUGAUUUUUUCUAGACCAAGAAUGGUUGACAAAUUGGCAAGUGUUCGGGGAUUUUUCAACGCCGAAAAUGUGCGGAAAGUUACUAACAAUUCGGCGCUAGCCGCUUAUUUUUUGCCCAGCACCGAUGCACAUAAUGUAAGUUGCUAAAUAUUUGCAAGCGAAAGACAAAAUGUAUAGUUUGAAUUGACCAGAAGAAGUCACAAACGGGCUCCAGGAGCUGGUUAAAAAUAAAAACAACAGAGGGACUAGAUUCACAUCCUACAUAUUUAGUUCCCGUGCUAUUUUUCGAGCUUCAAUUAUAGUUGCACAUCGACUAAAUGUCAUUUUCAAACUUUUUGAGCCAGUGAGCUGAAAUAUUGGGGUUUAAUCCUAUUCAUAGAUGUUCUGUGAAUACGAUUAAAACCCAAUAUUUCAGCUCACUGGCUCAAAAAAUUGAAAAUGUCAUUUAGUCGAUGUGCAACUAUAAUUGAAGCUCGAAAAAUAGCACGGGGACUAAAUAUGUAGGAUGUGAAUCUAGUCCCUCUGUUGUUUUUAUUUUUAACCAGCUCCUGGAGCACUUUUGUGACUUCUUCUGGUCAAUUCAAACUAUUUUACAAGGGAAGUGCAUGAGGUCAGGUUCUGAAAUUUUGAUGAAACAUAUCGAAAUAUACUAAAUCGACCAUGCUGAUCACGAAUCCGAAAUCAAAAAUUGCCACAAAUCCCUGUGAGCACUUUUCUGGAGCUACUUACAAAGUUGGAAUUGAGUUUUGCUUUUUGUCCAUUUUCACCAUUUUCCCGGUGGAAAUUCAACUUUUCUAACUUGGAUAGGGUUUUUCACCACAUUCGAAAACCUAUCAGCUUUUUAGUUUUUCAAAAAAUAUGAAAUACCAGUUGAAAACUGUAAUUUUUAAGAAAGUUCCAAAGUUUUUUGUGCAUUUUUUAAAAUUACAGUUUUCAGCUGGUUUUUCAUAUUUUUUGAAAAACUAAAAAGCUGAUAGGUUUUUGAAUGUGGUGAACAAUCAUUAUUCAUGUUAUAAAAAUUGAUUUUUUACCCGGGAAAAUGGUAAAAAUGGACAAAAACCAAAACUCAAUUCUAACUUUGGAGCUCAAGAAAAGUGCUCGCAUGCAUUUGUGGCAUUUUUUGACUUCGGAUUCGUGAUCAGCAUGGUCGAUUUGGUAUAUUUCGAUACGAUUCAUCAAAAUUUCAGAACCUGACCUUGUUAGCAAAAUAAUUCAAAUAUAAAUAUUGAUUUUUCAAAAUCUAAAUGAUUUUCAGAGUGAAUACCUUGCCGAAUACGAUUUCCGUGUCAAAUUUCUCUCCAACUUCAGUGGCUCAAACGCGCAAGUUGUUAUAACUCCAAAAAAAGCAUUGUUAUGGACAGAUGGUCGAUAUUAUGUGCAAGCAAAUAGACAAUUGUCAAAAGAAUGGGAAAUGAAGACGAUGAAUGAGCCCGAUUCGAUCACAGUCACCGAAUUUCUGAUCUCCGAACUUCGAAGAGGCGAUUUUGUUGGUUUCGAUCCAACAUUGUUGAGUUUUGAUUCGGCUGAAACGAUGAGAAAAAAGCUGAAAGGAGUUGGAAUACAUCUCGUCGCUGUUGAUGGUAAUUUAGUUGAUCCAAUUUGGGCAAAUCGACCAAGUUUGGGACAUAAAAAGGUGAUAAUGUUAUAUUUGUCUUAUCACAUUUUGAACUUAAAACAAAUAAUUUGUUGUUUUCAGGUCACGGUUCUAACAAAACAAGAGCAUGGAAAGGAGACAUCGGUGAAGAUCAAGGAAUUGCGCGAGAAAUUGGUCAAGAAAAAGUGUACCGCUGCGAUUUAUACAGUUUUAGAUGAUAUUGUUUGUAAGAUUUUUUGAUUUGCUUUGCUUUGAAAACGUGGCAAAUUGGAAAAUCUCGAAAAUUUGACAAUGUUUUUAGCAAAAUUAACUUUUGGGGUUAAACUUUAGACUACUUGAAAAUUCCAAUUCAGUUUGCGAAUCUACUACUUCUCGUAACUUCAAAAAAGGUUUCAUUAUAUUAUCGAAAAUCUCAUUGCUCCACCGAAAUAAACACGCAACGCAGACCGCGUCGCGCCGCAACCUACACAAAUAAGAGAACGAUUCAAAUUCCCUCCAUUUUUUGUGUGUGUUGUGGCGCGACGCGGUCUGCGUUGCGUGUUUAUUUCGGUGGAGCGCGUGGUAUCGAUGAGACUUUCGAUAAUAUAAUGAAACCUUUUGAAGUUACGAGAAGUAGGAGAUUUGCAACCUGAAUUGGAAUUUUCAAGUAACCCAAAAAGUUAUGUGGUAGAAAAACCUUGAUCCUAAAAUUUUGCUGAAAAUAUUUUUUUUCAAUUUUGCCACAUCAUAGCUCAUUUUUAUCUCUUCUCUUCUAAAAAAAUGCUCAUUUUGCAGGGCUCUUGAAUAUACGUGGAUUCGAUAUCACCUACAAUCCAUUGGUAUAUUCAUAUCUUUUAGUGACAGCCGAAAAAGUUGUAUUAUUUAUUGAUGAAUCGAAAUUGGAUGAAACUUCGACAAAACAUUUGAUUGAUUCAAAAGUUGAUAUUCAACCGUAUGAAAGUACUUUUGAGUAUUUGAAAAAUUGGAAUAGCACAACACCUGAUCAAAGAGUAGGUCUAAAACUUUUGAAAGAAAAUUACAAUUUCCCUUGUUUUUCAGAUCCAUCUUUCACCGGCCACAAAUUAUGCGAUCGGAUCGAUUUUUGGCGUUGAUAAUAUUGUCACCGACACGUCAUUUGCCCAGGUCAUUUUUACAUUUUUUUUUUGAAAAAAUUUUCUCAAAAAUUGUUUUUUUUUAGAUCGCCAAGGCUCAGAAAAACGACAUUGAAAUGGAGGGAAUGCGACAAAGUCAUGUAAAUUUACCCGGAAAAUUUUCUCAGUUUGAAAAAAAAAAAUUUUCUGUAGAUUCGUGACAGUGCGGCGCUUGUCGAGUUUUUGGUUUGGUUCGAAAAUGAAAUGUUGGCUGGAAAUGAAUAUUCGGAAAUUGAAUUGGCCAAACGACUUGAUACAAUCAGAUCGCGACAGGAGAAAUAUGUGGAUUUGAGGUGAGAAAAUCUUCAUGGCUCCAAAUUACACCGUGUUUUUUCGCAGUUUUUCGACAAUUUCCGCAUUUGGAGACCACGCGGCACUUCCGCAUUAUCAUCCGGAAGGCGAAGAUGGACAAAGAAAGGCCAACUCGAAAAAUGUGUAUUUGGUUGAUUCUGGAGCGCAUUAUAGGUAUUGAAAUAUUGAAAAAGCUUUAUUCUGAAAUACCUGUCUGAAAUUAUAAAUUCCAGAAUUUCUACUAAAAUCCUGUUUAUUUUCAGCGAGACUGAAAGUAAACGGGAUUUCGGCUGGAAUUUUGGGAUUUAUAAUUUUUUGCCGGGAUUUCAGUGAGAUGCGGAAGCUAUGCCCAAAUUUUGCUUGAAAAGGGGCGUGGCCUAAAUUUGGCUCCGCCGAUUUCUAGAGAUUCUGAAAUACCUGUCUGAAAUUAUAAAUUCUACCAAAAUCCUCUGUAUUUUCAGCUAGACUGGAAGUUCAGAGGGAUUUUGUUGGGAUUUAUAAUUUUUUGCCGGGAUUUCAGUGAGAUGCGGAAGCUAUGCUCAAAUUUUGCUUGAAAAGGUGUGUGUCCUAAAUUUGGCUCGGCCCAUUUCUAGAGAUUCUGAAAUACCUGUCUGAAAUUAUAAAUUCUACCAAAAUCCUCUGUAUUUUCAGCUAGACUGAAAAUAAACAGGAUUUCGGCUGGAAUUUUGGGAUUCAUAAUUUUUGACAGGAUUUCAGUGGGAUGCGGAAGCUAUGCUCAAAUUUUGAAAAACUCAGAAAACUUCAAAAAAAUGAGCCAAUCUUCUUUUCAAAUCUUACUGAAAUCCUGAGAAAUGAUAAAUCUCAAACUUUUUGAUUCAGAGAUGGAACAACUGAUGUCACCCGAACUGUUUGGUAUACAAAUCCAUCAUCUGAAUUUAUCAAAUCCAAUUCUCUUGUCCUCAAAGGCCACAUCUCAUUGGCUCAAACUGUUUUCCCGAGUGGAAUUAUGGGCGGAAGAUUGGACACGUUAUCCAGACACGCAUUAUGGCAACAAGGAUUGGAUUUUUCGCACGGAACUGGACACGGUGUUGGACACUUUUUGAAUGUUCAUGAAGGACCUAGUUAGUUUUUGAAUUGAAAUUUGAACAAACAUUUUUUUGUAGUUUUUUGUCAAAAAACUUGUUGAAAUAGUCAAAUAUUGAUGAAUGAAACUCAAAUUGGAUUUAUUUUCUUCACAAAAAAUUGAAGCUGAACGAAAAUUUAAAUUUUCGAAUUCAUGAAAGAUUUACGUGGCCGAGAAAUGGCGGGAAUUCGGCCACAUAUAUCUUUCAUUUUUCCAGAAAUUUAAGUUCAACUUCAAUUUUUUGUGGAGUAAAUAGGGCUGAUUCACGAACAAAAAGUCAAAAAAUGUCGAAAAAACAUUGUAGGUCAAAAUUAGUUUUUCGAGUUUUUCAGCCAAAAAUGAUGACAAAUCAAUAAUUUUCAAGCUUCUGGAGUAAUUUCUGAUGAAAAUUGACCUUGGAAUUCACUUUCCAGAAGGUUUUGAUGAUUUUUCAUAAAAUAAAAUUUUAAAUUUUGAUGAAUUUCGAAAAAAUUAAUAAAAUGUGGUAAAAUAGGGUUCUCGAAGCUUAUUUUCAUCAAAAAUCACUCCAGAAGCUUAAAAAUAUUGAUUUGUCAUCAUUUUUGGCUGAAAAACUCGAAAAACUAUGUUUUUUCGACAUUUUUUGACUUUUCUUGAUCUUUCGAUGUUAAAAAACACAUUUUUUUCGUUCGUGAAUGCAUUUUGAGUUUGAGUUUCAUCAAAAUUUGAAUAUAUUUUCCCCAUUUUUUUCAAUUUUUCAAAAUUCCUAAUUUUUCCAGUCGGAAUCGGAAUAUCAACAGCAGCCGCUCGUCCUGGCGGAGAAUUGAAAGUUGGACAAGUCAUCACAAUAGAACCCGGUUAUUAUUUGCCAGGAAGCUAUGGAAUUCGUAUCGAAAAUUGUUAUGAAACUGUCAAAACUAGUGUACCAUCGGGAGCUGACAACUUUUUGGGAUUUAAAGUUGGUUUUUUUGAACUCUUUGUCAGAAAUUGCAAUGAGUUAUGACGUGGAUUUUAAGCCAUGUUUUUUGUUUCAGACUUUGACAUUGGUCCCAAUCCAAACUUCAAUAAUUGAUAAAAGUAUUUUCACUGAAUCCGAAAUAAAUUGGCUCAAUGAAUAUCACUCAGAAGUGCUUGAAAAAACUGGAAAACAAUUGUUGAAAAAUGGAAAAACUCGUGAAUAUGAAUGGCUCAAAACCGCUUGCAAACAUAUUUGA
Messenger RNA from Caenorhabditis angaria, 5719 nucleotides. The record is from the annotation of a GenBank genome assembly. Lineage: Eukaryota; Metazoa; Nematoda; Chromadorea; Rhabditida; Rhabditidae.